AUGGUGGACAUACAGCAUGAUGGCGACAAUGCCAGCAGCAUCUCAGCUCGUACAUCGCGUAUCCUAGGCGCAGAAUGGAUACCCCUAGUCCACGGCGUAGGGACCGUGGUACGCUCAGUAUACGACUACCUCCAAGAGGGACCUUUGCGAUCAACACUCCAUCUGAAGGACUGGGAUACUAUGGAUCCUGACGUACACCCUGGGCCUGACGACGAGCACUUGUUGCGCAUCAAACAAACAUGGGCGGACGAUGAGAACAAGGCAACUUAUGAUGAGACAUUGUACUUGUUAAGAAAGAUGAGUGCGUGGGAGGUACAUUUCCUGAACACUUGGGAGGCGCAACAAGAAGAGUGGGGAUACAAUGGUGGCUGGUCCGCUCCGUUUGUUUGGUUAUCAGUAGUACCCAAGGAGUACUUCAAGCUACAGCGGCAAAGGCAGCCUUUGGCUUUGCUCAUCUUUGCCUACUUUGGUGCAUUACUAGAGCAGACUCUUCAAGAUUGGUGGACAGAUAGUUGCGGGAAGAGUAUCGUCGGCGUGGUCGAUGAUUGCCUAGGAUCGUACUGGGCUGAAUGGAUGGCAUGGCCAAAACAAGUUGUCAACCAGCAGCAGCAACAACGUUAUCAGCAAGACGCCGAGAGCUAA
This is a messenger RNA of Alternaria postmessia, 642 nucleotides long. RefSeq lists its product as uncharacterized. The transcript has 2 exons. The coding region runs from base 1 to 642 and encodes 213 amino acids. Gene Ontology annotation, biological process: regulation of transcription by RNA polymerase II. Lineage: Eukaryota; Fungi; Ascomycota; Dothideomycetes; Pleosporales; Pleosporaceae. The record is from RefSeq and is a predicted model, not a curated record. Gene Ontology annotation, molecular function: DNA-binding transcription activator activity, RNA polymerase II-specific.